UGCCGUCAAACUCAACACAGCCGUGCCGACGAACAGACCGCACAAAGCGUAAUGCAAAAGAAUUGAAAAAAUCAUCAAGUAUAGAGGCCAAAAAGCGAACGUAGCAAGUCGCCGUAUAAUUAAACAAUUGUCGUUCAAUGCUGAGCAAAUAAAUGCGGCGAUUACAGCGCAGCAAAGAAGGCGAGCGGCAAAUUGCGAACUGCGGUAAGGUUCAAAGAAAAAAAACCGAGUAAUGUUGAAAAGAAGUCAAACGAAAUACGGAUGAAGCGACACUACACACACACACACACGGACGCACGCAUACACUCACACACACUCGGGCACGCAGAGGCGAAUGCCGUGUGUGCUUUAAGUGAAAAAUUAAAGGCGUUCCGAAUGCUAAUUGCAUUAAGGAGAGAUCAAAAAGGAAGCUGUCUAAAGGAUUGCCUUGAAUGUUUGUACUUUUAGGAGGCAGCAAAAUAAGCCGAUAAAACGGCGACCGCAAUUUAGGCACACACACUCACACAUACGCCACACAAACACCGAGUCAGGGGCCACACAGACAAACAGCACACAAACACACAUGCCACUGAGAGCCUCCCAUACAAGCAGACCACAACACACACACACACACAUACAAGCGAGCGUGCCUUGGCAGGUUAGAAGAAGAAGAGGAAGCGGCGGAGGCGGACGGUGGAGCAAAAAGGAGGCGCCAAAGGCCCCGGAAUAUUGGAUCAAAUCGGAAUAAGGCUGCAUUAUCUUCGCCACGAGAAGAGGAAGCAGCAGUAGCAGCAGCAGCAGCUCUUCGACGAAGGAGAAGAGGAAGCAGACGCAGCAGAAGCGGAAGAAGAAGAAGAAGCAGGAGAAAGAGGGAAAUCCAACAGAAGCAGCAGCAGCGUAUUUGGCGAAAAACUUGCAUUGAUGGUAAUGCAUGCUAGAAAACCGCAGCGUAUGAACGAUGGGUACUUUGAGAAGCAUACCAGCCACACAUCAUACCAGCCUGAACUGAUCUUAACUUGAGAAACGAAUCUAUACGCAACACAGCUAAAAAAAAACAGAUCCAAAACAAAUCCAAUUCAAAUUCGAUUAAUCAACAAAAUAUCCUAUUUAGAAAGAAAUUAUUCAAAUACAAUAUCUAACCGAACAGCACAAACAAAUGCUUUAAAUCGAAUGAUAUAUGAAUGAUAUAUAAAUAUACAAAUUUGUCAAACUAUUUUAAAUAGAAAUCGAAUUCAUAACCAAUUUCUAAACUCUGCCUAAGAAAUAGAAACCUAAUCAAAGUCAAAUAGCCUUAAAAACGACGUAGUAAACAAUUAUACAUCAGUAUUAAAAAAAAAAACAACAUGAAUGUGCGACUUAAGGAGAAAAGAAUUUUCAAAUUAUUUAACGAAAUUAUCAACGAACGAUAACAACAAAAACACAAAUGUGCCUCAUACAUAAAGCAACAACAAUCAAUUAAGUCAACAACAAAUAACCAAUGCAAAACAAAUAGGAAACAAACCAAAGCCAAAGCCAAAUAACAUUGUGCCCUCGAAAACAAGCGACCAAUUGGACUUUUAAUUCAAAUACAAACCUAAUACGAAUAAGUUAAUUAUCUAUGAGGAGCAACAAAAACUCCUUCGGCAGCAGCAACCACAGCACCAACACCAACAACAUGGCUGUUGAUCUCUCCCUUUCAACAACAACAAUUGCCAAUUGCAACAGCAACAUUAGCAACCAUAAUAACAAUAACAAUAUCGCGAGCAGCAAAAGCAGCGCAGCAGCAGCGACGCUGGCAGCGAAUUCAACGCCUUCAGCAGUGGGUCUCUGUCGCCUAGAAAGCUCAAAGUACAGCAGUUCAAAGCGCGACUACGAACGCGAUCGUUCCUCCAAUUAUCGCGAUCGUGACCUGUCGCCAGGCGCUGGCGGUGGAGGAGGCGGCGGAUCCGCUGGAGGAGGUGGCGGCGGCGGCGGCAGCAGCAGCGGCAAUGGCGGCGGACCAUUGAACAAUGGCAACAGCUACCGCUCCCAGUCGCCGGACAUUGAUUCGCCAUCGUCCCGUUCGCACGAUCUGCGCGAUCGCAGCGAUCAUCGGGGCGGAGGUGGCGGCAAUGGGCGUGGCGGCAGCGGCGAGCGGUACAGCUUUAUGCAGAAGAUGCGGGAUCGAGAUCGGGAGGUCUACAAGAAGGAUAAAUAUUCAGAUAAACGUGAUCGGCGUGGCAACGAUCGCGACUCGGAGUCGUCGUAUCGCACCAACCAUGAUAGGGAUCGUCGUGGCGGCGGAGGCAGCAACGCCAGCGGCAAGCUCUGCUCCUCGCGGGAGAACGACAAACGAUCCGGGUCCGACGAUCGCGAUCGGGAGCGGGACCGAGAUCUGCGCGACUUGCGCGACAAGCGGGAUCGCGGUUCCGAUCGCGACAGGGACAUGUACAAGAAGGACAAGUACGCAGACAAACGAGAUCGCAGCGAUCGGGGUGAGCGGACGGCGCGUUAUGGCGACUGGAGCGAGCAUGUCAGCUCAUCAGGCAAAAUGUAUUACUACAACUGCAAGACGGAAAUCUCUCAAUGGGAGAAACCAAAGGAAUGGGUGGACAGAGAAAGAAAUUUGCCGCGCGAUCAGCAUCGUGAGAAGGAUUACCGCGACAAGGAUCGCGAUCGCGACCGCGAUGAUCGUUUCUCCAGAUCAACAUACAAACAUUCCAAUUCUUCGCGCGACAAUUCACGACUGAGAUGGAAUUACGACAACGAUGGCGGUCCGCCCAGUCAUCGAAGGCGUUUGGAUGGUCGACACAACGACAAUGCUGACAUGGACAUAAGCGGCGACUCCACGCCUACCUCGGAGGCCAGUUACUCGCUAAGCGGCACGCCCACAACACACGGAGGCGGUCCUGGCGGAGGCGGAGGCAGUGGCGGCGGUGCCGGUAGCAACAGCGAUCAGCCAAUGGGCAAUGCCCUGCCCCGUUUGGCCUCCCACCCGACUGCCAACUCCUCCGCAUCCGUGGCGACGGGCACAGGCUCGGCGGGGGGACUGCACUACGGCAGCGGAGCGGGCGGUGGCCCAGUAACGGGCGCCACAAUGCUGCCCACAAUGUCGGGCAUGCUGAAUAGCAACAGCAGCAACAGUGCCGGCGGCAGCAGCAGCAAUGCCAGCAGCAGCAGCCUGAGGAACUCCGUUGUCGGACACAUUGGUUCCACCUCUGGCACAACUGUGCCCACACUGGGGAGUCAGGAUCCGCACCAGCACCAUUUGAACUCGAAUGCUCCACUGCCACCGGGUGCCAAGGGCAAGGAUCAGGCGCUACUAAUGCGCCAAAAGAUGCACCUGGGCCUGGGCCUCGAUGUACAAUCACAUCACGGCGUUAACUCGGUUGGUUCUGCGGCAGAUGGGUCCAAUCACGCCUACAAUUCGGUCAAUAACUCGGUCUCCGGCAGCUUGCGAGACUCGCCGUUGUAUGUGCACCACAGCAUGUCGCCCUCGUUGAGCUUCACCAAGAGUCCCAUACCGACGAUUGUGGGCCACACGAACAAUGUGAACAUCGCCUACACCUGCAAUCCACCCUUUGGCCUCAAAACGACCCUCGAUGGCGGAGUGAUGGUCCCGAAUGCCUCACCGGCCACGCCCGGCGGCAACGCCUCCUCCGGCUCCAGUGGAGCGAAUAGUAGCCAAAGCAUCGUGCCCGGCCUGGGCGCCGUCAGCGGAAUCAGUGUGAUCACCUCGAUGGGCAGCAACAGUGGCGCGGGAGGCGAAGGACCGCCUACGCCCACACAGGAGCUGGACUUGAGUGGCUCGGCAUUGGAGCAGCAACAGUUGGCCGCCGCAGCGGCAGCCGCGACAGCAGCCAGCCUUCAGGCGGCGCAACAGGCCCAACAGCAGCGGAAAUUGGAUGGCACAUCGUCGGCCACACUGAGCUCGCUGCAGAGCUGCGUGAGUUCCUCAGGACAGGCGGCAAACCUGCGCGGUCCCGAGAUUUCACCCAAGCUGGCCAAAUACUUCCGCGCCGAUCUGAUUGCGCAUGUGACCAAUUGGCAGGCGGAGGUGCUGGAGCGUCAGGCGCAGAAGUGCUGUGAGGAUACACACCUGUUCGGCGACAUCACCUGCACGAGGAUAUGCGCGGAGUUGAAGUGUGCCCGCAGCCUGGUGCGAAGCACCGAAAUCAAUGCCACCCUGCAGGAACAAAAAAUUAUGUAUUUACGUCACCAGAUCCGCCGUAUUGAGGAGUCGAAGACUCAGAACGCGUUUAUGUCAGACGAUACUUAGGAUCAGGAGCAGGUUAGGCUGCGCGUACAUCGCAAGCUGUCUGUUAGGCUCAAAAAGAGCUUCUUCUGGCGCAGCUGAUGAUGAUUGCGAUGAUGAUUGGUCCAUUGUGGCCGCCGUCAGCAGCUAGCCUUUGUCCUCGUUUCGCAGGCCCGGAUUAGCCCCUAUAUAUUGAGGGUAUCCGAAAAUGGAUUAGAUGAUGACGACGACUGGCGGGGGCCCCACGACAAUGACUGAGAAACCGCGUGCAUCCUGCUCCAUCCUCCUACUUCUCUCCUCUGGGCGACGCAUCUCUCCCCACCACCACAACCAGCCCGCGAUUCACUUGUGUUCGGAUCGAGUUCCAGUUCCCAACCAACUAUAUAGUGGCAGUAUGUAAAUGGUUGAGCGGACUGCAUGGACUUGGCACAGGACAAAUCAGGAUAAAUCAACCAACAGCUGCAACAAGAACUUUAACAAGAAACACAAAAAAACUAAAACAUAAUUUAUAAUUAGCAAAGCGUAAAUUAAAAACAAAAAUAAACUUAAAUAAGCAUAAAGCAAGACGGAGGAAAAGCCAGAAAAAUAGCCACAAAUAAAACACCCCACUCAAGAUAACUACAGAAGAAGAUAACUACAGCCGACAAGAACCGACUUAUCAAGAUCAAGAAGCAAUAUGGAUAAAGCCACGUAUCUAAUCGAAUCGAAUCGAAACGGAUCGAAUCGAAUCGAAAGAAACAAAACAAAAGAUAUACAAACGAAAUAGGAUCAACAACACCAGCAAAGCAACAACACCAACAAAAAACAAGUCAACAUAGUAUACUCAACUGCAAUAAAAAGCUAAUUAAACUAUAUACAAAUUAUAUAUAAAUAAAUAUAUAUAAAUAGAGUAUAUGAAAGAUUGUAUAUUUACAACCACCCAACAUAAAUACGGAGGAGAAAUCAUGAUGAUAAAAUGAUUACGAUGACAACCAAAAUGCGAGUCAAGUCGAGACGAAUGCACGCUUCUCGGGACGAGGAAAUCGACAAUUUUAUAUAUAUAUUUAUUUGUAUAUAUAGGUUGGUAACCCAACGACCCGCACGCCGUUUUUCUAUUUAUUUUUACCGUGCGAUCGAAAUGUUUGUUUAAUCUGCUGAUCAACGGCUUGGUAUCCUGCUAAUUGGUGCAAUUUGUAUAUCUUGUUUUGUAGUUAUUUAUCGAUAAAAUCCAUCGCCCGGCCACACCUAAAACUGCUAUUAAUUUUGUUUAAUUUAAAAUGUAUAAGCAUAAAAAUUUAUAUUUAAUAACACACCAUAUUCUUUAACCUCCGA
Molecule: messenger RNA, 5503 nt
Organism: Drosophila yakuba
Lineage: Eukaryota; Metazoa; Arthropoda; Insecta; Diptera; Drosophilidae
Gene: wcy
Product: WW domain-containing adapter protein with coiled-coil homolog
Exons: 15
Coding region: 1577-4216 (879 amino acids)
Biological process (GO): positive regulation of TORC1 signaling; regulation of autophagy
Cellular component (GO): nucleus
Molecular function (GO): chromatin binding; RNA polymerase II complex binding
Source: RefSeq, a predicted model, not a curated record